GACCAGGACGCACCUUCAGAAGGAAGUUUGAGUGGAGCUCCUCAAGCUGAUUGAGAAAUCUGGGAUUUUUCUUCCCCAGAAGAGGGACGGAUGUAAAGACUGUCAGGAUGGAUGAUUCUUUCUCUUCUUGAUCUGAGGAGCAGAACAGCAGGUCUCCUCUUCGAGUUCUGACAGGAAGGAAGGAAGUCCAGUUCACUAAACACGGGAGUAUUUUUGGACUUUCACACACCUUCACUUCUCCUCUUGGACUCAACAUGGACUACCUUUAUUCCCAUCUGAGUCGGUUGGAAGCUGGCAGGUCUGGACUUCAUCAUGAAUUAGCGCUCACUGAUUAGCUGACCUUGAGUGGACUGACAAUGAAACGGCGACGCAAGUACAGGUUUUGGAGCCGGAAAGGUAAAAACUCAAAGAUGUGUCUGCUCUGCUGUUAUGAAAGGAAAGGCAAAACUCCAGGCUACCAGACCAGAAGCGCUGAUGAUGAGGCCUGCAUAGCGGUGAAAAUCGACCAGUCCAGAGGCUGCAGCUCGCCGAGGAAAGCCAGCGGCGGCUCGCCCAUCCUGCAGGAGUGUCUGAAUCGGGCGAUUGGGGGGGCAGCUGACAGGAGGAGGGGAGGGGUCAAUGGAAGAGUACCUGGAAGCAGGACUCUGCUACGGUCUAAACCACAAGUGCCGCCAAAGCCGGAGCACCUGCUGAGUCCAGUGUCUCCUCUGCAGACGCCGCCGGGCAGCGUCCAGAAAUCCCCGCUGAGAUUCAUCAUGGAGGACGGAGGAGGAAAGCCGACCCCCACGCCGCGCGAAAGGGUCAAAGCGUCCAAGGUGUCGGACCUGAUCAGCCGCUUUGAGGAGAACCGCAGCGCAGACAACAAGAGAGACGGCUCGGCGCUCAAACAGACCAGCAAGGUGUCCAGCUGCAGCUCGGCUCUCCGCGUCUGCCAGCGGGCCGACAUCAGCAAGAUUCAGGAGAAGUUCUCGUGCGCGGCGGCCGCGACGCAGGAUGCCAAGAGGCCAGCGGCUAACGGGGUGCUAGCACAGAUGGAGCAGGACAAGGAGACGGAGGAGGAGACGCACCACAGCGUGAGGACAGAGACUGCUGAGCUCGUAAACGGAGAUUUGGAAAAAGCAGAUGAGGUGGACGAUCAUUCAGCUUCACAGCACUCGGACAGGACCGGUGCUGAGGAUGAGGACACGGAGAAAACAGCAGAAACUCUGCAGAAGAGUGAAGAGGGACACUCUGAGCAAAAGGAGACGAACGAGCAGAAGCUGUUUAAGAUCGCCAGCGAGCUGCUGCACACGGAGAAGGCGUACGUGGCCCGACUCAACCUGCUGGACCAGGUGUUCUGCACCAGGAUGAUGGAGGAGGCGAAUAAAGGCACGUUCCCUCUGGAUGUGGUGAAGAACAUCUUCUCCAACAUCAGCUCCAUCCACGCCUUCCACAGCCAGUUUCUGCUUCCUGACCUGGAGAAACGCAUGGGGGAAUGGGCGUCCACACCGCGGAUCGGCGACAUCCUGCAGAAACUCACCCCCUUCCUCAAAAUGUACGCCGAGUACGUGAAGAACUUCGACAAAGCCAUGGAGCUGCUGAAGCAGUGGACCGACCGCUCGCCGCCGUUCAAGGCCAUCAUUCAGGAGAUUCAGAGUCAGGAGAUCUGCGGCAGCCUGACGCUGCAGCAUCACAUGUUGGAGCCGGUGCAGAGAGUUCCCCGAUACGAGAUGCUGCUGAAGGACUACCUGAAGAAGCUUCCUCAGAACGACCCGGACCGCAGCGACGCAGAGAAAUCAUUAGAAAUCAUCGCCACAGCAGCCACCCACUCCAACAGCGCCAUCAGAAAAUCUGAAAACCUGAAGAAGCUGAUGGAGAUUUACGAGAUGCUGGGAGAAGAGGAGGACAUCGUUCAUCCGUCCAACGAAUUCAUCAAGGAGGGCCACAUCAUGAAGCUGGCAGCCAGGAACACCUCCACCAUGGACAGAUACCUGUACCUGUUCAACAACAUGCUGUUGUACUGCGUGCCCAAGUUCAGCCUGGGCGGACCCAAAUACACGGUGCGGACCCGGAUCGGGAUCGACGGCAUGAAGGUUCGGGAAACGAGCAACGAGGAUCAUCCUCACACCUUCCAGGUGUCGGGCAAAGAGCGGACGCUGGAGCUCCAGGCCAGCUCAGAGCAAGACAAGGCAGGAUGGAUCAAGGCUUUCCAGGAGACCAUAGACAUCUUCCAGCAGAAGAACGAGUCAUUCAAGAACGCUCUGAAGGACGUGGAGGAGGUUUCGAAAGCUGAGCUGGGGAAGCGGGCCCCGCGCUGGAUUCGUGACAAUGAAGUGACGAUGUGCAUGAAGUGCAGGGAGCCUUUCAACGCCAUCACACGGCGGCGGCAUCACUGCAGAGCCUGCGGAUAUGUGGUUUGCUGGAAAUGCUCAGACAACAAGGUACACCUCGAAUACGACAACCACAAGAUGAACAAAGUCUGCAAAGACUGCUACUCCAUGCUGACCGGGGAAGGGGUCACCGAGGGCCGAAGGAAGGGCAUCCUGGAGAUCGAGGCGGCUCAGUUCACAGACAGCAGCAUCAUGUGUGGCUUCCUGCAGCACUCUGAGAAAGGAGGCAAGCUGUGGCAGCGGGUCUGGUGUGUGAUCCCAGAGAAAGAGUGUCUGGUGCUCUACCUCUACGGAGCUCAACAGGACGUGAAGGCCCUGUGCACCAUCCCGCUGCUGGGCUACACGGUGGAGGACGCGGACACGCCGGCCAGCUUCCGCCUGUCCCAGUCCAAGUUUGUCCACACCUUUGCUGCUGAGAGCGAGGAGCUGAAGCAGCGCUGGCUGAAGGUCAUCCGAGCGGCGGUGACCGGAGAGGUGCCGGCGCGGCCCGAAACCAACGGCGGCGAGAACGGCGGCGCGCAGGAAGCUAAUCCUGACGACCCCUAGGAGGGUCGUCCGCUCACUCAGCCUGCUGCGGGACUUUCCUCCGCGUCCAACCCGCUGCCGGACUGUCCAGGACCCAAAGACGUUCUCUGUCCUCCAGGACGCAGCGGGACGACGGGAUAAGCUGCCGUCUCCAGGGUUUUCUCCUGCUACCUGUGCUGGAUUACUAACGUUUCUGGUACAAUCAACACUAGAGCAGGGGGCUUCGGGACGCAACGAGCACUAUAGAGGAAAAUUCAAACUCAGUCUUUCAGGAGGCGUCCGGGACUCAAACUACGUCUGCUGGUGCUGUAAAUCUCCUUCUGUACAGAACGCUUUUUUAUAUAAAAACAAAACUUUUUUCAUUCAUGUACAGAAAUUCAGUCUCAAGCUUUUCUGCUAUGAAAAGGAGGAAGAUCUAAACGUCAUCAACAAUAUUCAGUGUUCGCUCUGAUUGGAGGAGACGGUUUGAAAACGAAGAACAUGAUUCUCUCAUCUCUACUCAAUCUGCUAAAAUGAGACAAACAUAAAAAUUAUGUGAUGCAGAUGAAAAACUAUAUUUAUUACAUAUUAUUUGAAGCAUUUAAAGCACCUGUGCUUUAAAUAAUUAAACCUUCAUUAGUAAAACAAAUGGGAUUCUUUUUUGUUGUUAAAAUCUCAUCUUCACGUUAAACAUGUAAUCACAUUGUAUUUAUUUAAAAAUCCAAGUGAAAAAAUGUUUAAACAUUUCUGCUGCAACCAAAAGUUUUUUUUACUGCAAAAUCUCCCAUUUUUAUAUUACUACUUAAGUUUAAUGAGGUGUAUCUUAAAAUAAGAAAGUAAAACAUCAUCAGGUUGACACUAGACAGCGUCUUUUCAGCCAAGAUUCUCAAUUCAAAAAUAUUUCUUGGUGUAAAAUUACGGAAUAAAAAUACAUGAGCUAUA
Poecilia reticulata (guppy) is the source of this 3815-nucleotide messenger RNA. NCBI's taxonomy places the organism in Eukaryota, Metazoa, Chordata, Actinopteri, Cyprinodontiformes, Poeciliidae. The record is from RefSeq and is a predicted model, not a curated record.